Drosophila elegans is the source of this 387-nucleotide messenger RNA. RefSeq names its product male accessory gland serine protease inhibitor-like. Bases 79 to 327 code for a protein of 82 amino acids. Lineage: Eukaryota; Metazoa; Arthropoda; Insecta; Diptera; Drosophilidae. The record is from RefSeq and is a predicted model, not a curated record. The transcript is spliced from 2 exons. Gene Ontology annotation, molecular function: serine-type endopeptidase inhibitor activity.
GGUUCAGUUUGAAUUGUUCAACGCCAGCUGAAGGUUCUAGGUAGCAAACUACAAUAUUACUAUAUUAUAUACUUUACAAUGAAGCUGCUAGUCUUAAUCGUUUGUAUCAUCGCCCUUGUGGCCAAUACCUUUGCUUUAAAAAAUGAAAUAUGUGGUCUACCCCAUUCCAGGAAUGGUGAUGGUAAAAGGGCCUGCAUGGGUUUCUUCCCCAGUUGGUCAUAUAAUUCCGAUAAAAACGAGUGCAUUGAAUUUAUCUACGGAGGCUGCGGUGGCAAUGACAACAGAUUCGGCUCAAAGGAAUUAUGUGAAGACAAGUGUUUGGAAUAAAAAAAAUUGUUUUGUAACAUUCAAUAAAGUGACAUAAAUAAAAUGAACAUACAAAAUAAA